Pelobates fuscus (common spadefoot toad) is the source of this 624-nucleotide messenger RNA. Its product is annotated as keratin-associated protein 5-1-like. NCBI's taxonomy places the organism in Eukaryota, Metazoa, Chordata, Amphibia, Anura, Pelobatidae. The record is from RefSeq and is a predicted model, not a curated record. The annotation marks the transcript as partial. The transcript has 3 exons.
GUGUAUCUCUGUCGGUGUGUAUGUGUGUGUAUCUCUGUCGGUGUGUGUGUGUAUCUGUCGGUGUGUGUGUGUAUCUGUCGGUGUGUGUGUGUGUGUAUCUGUCGGGGUGUGUGUGUGUGUAUCUGUCGGUGUGUAUGUGUGUGUGUGUGUCUGUGUCUCUGUCUGUGUGUCUGUGUCUCUCUCUCUGUCUGUGUCUCUCUCUCUGUCUGUGUCUGUCUCUCUGUCUGUGUCUGUCUCUCUGUCUGUGUCUGUCUCUCUGUCUGUGUCUCUCUCUGUCUGUGUCUGUCUCUCUGUCUGUGUCUGUCUCUCUGUCUGUGUCUGUCUCUCUGUCUGUGUCUGUCUCUCUGUCUGUGUCUGUCUCUCUGUCUGUGUCUGUCUCUCUGUCUGUGUCUGUCUCUCUGUCUGUGUCUGUCUCUCUCUGUCUGUGUCUCUCUCUCUGUCUGUGUCUCUCUCUCUGUCUGUGUCUCUCUCUCUGUCUGUGUCUCUCUCUCUGUCUGUGUCUCUCUCUCUGUCUGUGUCUCUCUCUCUGUCUGUGUCUCUCUCUCUGUCUGUGUCUCUCUCUCUGUCUGUGUCUCUCUCUGUCUGUGUCUCUCUCUCUGUCUGUGUGUCUGUGUCUCCCUCUCU